UAUUGUGCUGUGUUGCGCAUUUUGAAAAACAUUUUGAAAUCAGAAACCAAACAACUAGAUUAUCAAAUUAUAUCUAAAUAUGUCACGCGAUUUUGGCCGAAAAGACUAUUAUAAUCGUGACAGUGAGCGCAGUCGUGAGUGGCGAGAUCGAAACGAUUAUCGCUACGAGAAAGAUAGGCCUUUGCCGAGGAAGCGAAGCCGAAGUCCGCCUCCAAGGGAGGUGGAUAAGCGUCGUAGUCGGUCUCCGAGGAAGAGUGAGAAAGAGUUGCUGGAUGAAAAUAUUCUCAGUGAAAUAUCCAAGUUGCCGGAGCCCAGCGAACUGUGGGACGGACAGAACCAAAAUAACAUGCAGGACACUGGAUAUUCGGCGCCGCCGCCGCCGUCGAUCGCACCGUUCGCAUCUGAAGGAAAUUACACAGGCAAUUACCAGCCUUCCUACUCUGGGAUAUAUGAUGACUUUCCCUCCGUGGGCUCCAUACCAGCUCCACCCCCUCCCGACAUGUCCACAUGGAAUCAGAUGUCACUUCCACCACCGCCCACUCCUCCUGUAUACAAUAUUGAAGAUCAAAUAAAGAAAGAAGCCGCUAUAGAGACAGAAAUGCGUCAUCAAAAAGCCGCACUGUCGAAACAACGCGAAGAUUACAUAAAGAAAACGGCUAUACUGAAGAAGGAGCUAGACACGUUGAAAGACCAACGCAACGAGCUUCGAGGCGACGCCAAACGAUCGCCGAGCCCUGACACAAAACGUUUCUUGAAAGAGAACACUAAAUUGCAGUUGGAGAUACAAAACAAACUGAAGACCAUCAACAACGUCGUAGACAUGCUCAAUGGAAUCAUAGGGGAGCAGGCACCCGACGUGGUCGAGUCGGAGGAGCCGCCUGAGCGAGGUUCCAAGCGGAAGUCUAGGUCCCCGUCCGGUAAGAAGUUCAACUACGUGUACUACGACCCAGAGAUGCACUGGUGCCGCGUGUGCAACGAGUUCCCGCCCACCGCCAAGGACUACCUGAACCACCUGCACUCGCCGGCGCACCACAAGAUGGCAGCCCAGCACAUGGAGGCUCCGUGGCACAGUGUGACGGGGGUCAACGAGGGCUUCCCAAGCUUUGCCUCCGCGCCCACCAAGCGGACCCCCAUUAGAGGCCUGCAGUUCUUCGUGCCGUCGACGGCGUGGUACUGCAAGCUGUGCGACCAGUUCAUCGGCGACCUGCACUGUGCGUCUGCGCAUCUCAAGUCGCUCACGCACUCCAAGAACUAUACCAACUUCGUGGAGCAGAACCCGCACUGGGAGACGGACUGGAUGUCGGACCGCCAGAAGGCGUUCGAGAAGGCGCGCGCCGGCAACAAGGCCAAGCCCGACGACAAGCCGCAGUACACCGCGCACACCAUCACGUUCAACAAGGAUGGCUUUCACACUAAACGGAAGAUCGACAGCCCUCCGCCGCUCGCUGAGGCCAAGAAGAAGAAAGACAAGAAAAAGAAGAGUAAGAGGAAGAGAAGCAGCAGCAGCAGUUCGAGCAGCAGUUCCAGCGCGUCCGACAGCGAGCCGAAGAAGAAGAAGAAAAACAAGAAGAAUAAGUCUGCCGAGAAACUGACGGAGUGGAUGUCCUCCAUACAGAUGGAUCGCCUCAAUGACAACGAUAGAAAACUGCUGGACACCAUCAAAAUCAGGAUCCAGCAGGACAAAGACGAUAAGCGGCGGUCGGAGCCGGCCGUGAUUGACCUCUGCAGUACCAGCAGAGAUCGCGAGGAGAAGAAUCGGGCGCGGGACAAGCGCGACGAUCGUGACCGGAAUCGCGACAGUCGCACACGGGACCGCAACAGUCGAGCGAGAGAUCGGAACAGUCGGCCUCGAGAGAGCAGAUCCCGAGACGAUCGCGACAAGAGGGACGAGUCGCGGCGCGGCGACCGGAGGGACGACCGCAGGGAUGACAGGAGAGAUGACGACCGCGACCGGAGGAGCCCUGCGCGCAGUGAGGCCAAGAAAGCUGACGGUGUGCGCAAAAUGCCCUUUAUUGGAAAGAUGCCCGUGUUUAAGAGUUUGACCAAAAACACCAAAGCUGAGGAUUCUAAGAAGGAAGAAAAGAAGAAAGAAGACGAAGAAACGAAAAAGAGGCAAGAGAUUGACGCGGAGAUUCAGAAAAAGGUGGCGGAGUUCAAGGAGAAGAUAGCGAAGGCCCAGCUAGAAAGACAACAGGCGGAAAUAGGUCCGCCGCAGCUACUUUUGUCGAUGCCAUUCAUCCCGCCCGCCCCCGCCCCCGCGCCGCCCGCCGCGCCCGCGCCUACGCCCCAACCACCGCCACCGGCGCUGCCGAAAGAUUUCCAGGAAGCUUUGGAUAUAAUCUUCCCUUCCGCUGAGCAACAUGCAGAAAUGGGCCAACAGGACCUGUUCUCUGGAAUACCAGGUCUUGGACCGGGUUUCCCUGGGAUACCAGGUCUAAUGAACCCGUUUCCGCAGAUGAGCAUCCUAGGUCAACCUCCUCCACACAUGAUGAUGGGAUUCGAUAUGAACCCUUCCUUAUUUGGACCCAGACCGCAACUGUACGACACUCACGUACCCCUGGUACCGAAUGCUAGACAAAACAAGAACAAAAACGCCGGCCCAGACAAGAGGCACAACAAUCAAAACAACAGGAACGUCCAAAAUAAAAAUUUCAACAACAGAAACAACAAUAAAAAUAACCAAAACAACAACAAAAAUUUCAACCAAAACAUCAACAAGAAUAACAACGCAAGCAACAAUAAAAAUGAUAUCGCACCAAAUAGCAACGCAGCUCAGAACAACUCCCUUGCAAGUAAUGCAACAAGUACUGCCAACACAACGAGUGCAACUACAACAACAAAUGAAACCAAAACUGCAGUUGCAAUAGCCGCUGCGAAGCAUAAGGAAGAGUUGGAUGAUCUGGCCAUGUUGGGUAUCGACGCUUCGGAUGUUGGCGCUGGCAUUUAAAACUCUUACUACUUGAUGCGGUUGAUUGGUCUUUAUAAAAGUGCAUUGCUGCACAGACAUCUCGAGUUUGUGCUUUAAGUAGCGUUACGGGGGGCUUACUACCAUCUCUUGGAGCAGUAUUAUUUUGAUAUUAUUGGUGUUUUAUUACAGAAUUUUAAUCCCUGGUAGCUUUUGUCGGUGUUAGUCUUACGCGUUUUUAGAAAUCACGAGAGAAUCGGUGGGGCGAAAAGUAGUCUAUGUUACUCUAUGCCAAAAAUCUAGUUCAUUGGUUGCUAAGUUACAUACAAACGCUUUCGCAUUUAUAAUAUCAGUUAGGGUUGUAGGAUGGUAAGGUAUGUCGAAUAAACUUAUAUAAAGUAAUACUGCUUUAAGCGACGGUAGUAAGCCUCCAAUACUCUAUUAUAAGUCUAAAUGCUGUACCUGAGCAGAUUUCACACACAUGCACUUAACGUACAUUGGACGAAUGAUAUGAGCGCGAUAGCACGAGUCUAUUGUUGCUCUGAAGGCUCAUAUAAACUAGCGGCAAAUCGCCAAUGAUAGACGUAACUGUCGCGUGCGUGCACAGGAAUUUGGACCAGGGUAGCCAAAAAGAAGUAAAAUGGCAUAAAAUGGCAAAAUCCUCCUCUGUUGCCAGAUAUAUGAAAAUGUUAGGGUAGGCAGCGCUUUUAUGCAUGUAUGAAGUGCACGCCACUGAUAACUGUAGCCUUCGACAACUGUUGGCGGCUGCUCGACGGCAGCCGAGUCAUUGACGCUGCCGCUGACGGCAUGCGACGGGUACAGUCUCUGCCGUUUGCAAUGUGCAAAAAUAACCCUUGGAUUAGAUAAUAGAUAGUAACUUAUAAAAGCUGAGCUGCUUUAUUUGAUACAUAGAUAGAUAAAUUCUUUAUUACACACAAUUAAGGAAUACAGAUAAUACAUAUUGGAAAUAGUAAAACAACAAAAAUAAAAAUUGGCAAAGGCGGUCUUAUCGCUUUAAGCAGUUUCCUCCAGACAACCCUUAAUAAAAGAAACAAAUAAAUGAUGAUGAUAACGUAUAAUAACUAAAAUGAUUGUGAUUUUAUUGUGUGGCCAUUUUCAGUAAGUUAAAUUACGCAAGCAAUAAUACUGUAGGAGCUAAUGUACAAAUGGUUAGACCUUUUAAAAACUUCUAAUACUGAUUAUCAAAUUAGUAAUUUAUAUACGCAAUGAAAUAUAACUAAUUUCAUAAAAUAUAUGGAGCAAGCAGAGGACAAGAUUAUAAUUCUUAUCAAUAGCCUAAAACAGCCCACUGCACGGCCUUUUCCAUAAAUGCAUAAUAUACCUAAGCUACGCUGGUAGGUAUUAGUAGCACAGGGGACACUUUUUUUGAUUAUACACUUUAUUCGUACACCACAAAAAAAAAACAAUGGACACAUCGAUGCAAACUUAGAAAGUAGGAUACAAAAGGCGGCCUUAUCGCUUAGUAGCAGACACCCGUUCUCCGUUAUAUUCCCUCAUUGGCCUCUUACGAAACCCACGGUGACUUGCCGUCAGCACGUUAGAACGCGGCACAUUAUAUAACCGUCAUUAUACAAUUAAUAUUCAUUUCGUAAUUUUUAUUUUAUUAUUUUUAAGUGCACAUCCUGCUAUUGUUUUAAGCUAAAUAAUCUAUAUUGGUCUAAGAUUACAAAUUAUACAAAUUAUACCUUUUAUUUACUGAAGGUAUUUAAGAAACUGCUCAACCAAAGUUUUAAAUUUAUUACCUUUUUGACUAUUCAAAUACACAAUUUUAUCUAUGACAUAAUAUUUUGUAUCCAACAACUAAAAUACUUAUCUUAUUAUAGCUUAAUAUAUCUUUAGAAGCUGUGAACGUAAUUUCUGACUUAUUUUCUCAAAUACCAUGUCUUCCAUAUACUGAUGCAGGAAUACUUCCAUAUUUAAUAAUUGCACGGAACAUCGACGAUAGUUCUAAAAGGAAGAGAUAUAGAAUAUUUCCCCUUUCUCUUCAUCCCCGAAAUUUGCAAAGAGAAAAAGUGCCACGUCUUCCAUACACUGAGAAAAGAAUACUUACAUGUUAAAUAGUUUUAUAGAACAUGGACGAUAGUCAGGAAAAUAAUCAAUUGCUCUUAAUUCAUUACACUUUAUAAAAUAUUGCACACUACAACACAACACUAAUUUUAUUAUUAAAUCAUACAA
This is a messenger RNA of Pararge aegeria (speckled wood butterfly), 5101 nucleotides long. RefSeq names its product zinc finger matrin-type protein CG9776. Gene Ontology annotation, molecular function: zinc ion binding; nucleic acid binding. Gene Ontology annotation, cellular component: nucleoplasm. The coding region runs from base 80 to 2947 and encodes 955 amino acids. Gene Ontology annotation, biological process: positive regulation of DNA-templated transcription; negative regulation of DNA-templated transcription. The transcript has 16 exons. Lineage: Eukaryota; Metazoa; Arthropoda; Insecta; Lepidoptera; Nymphalidae. The record is from RefSeq and is a predicted model, not a curated record.